AUUGGAAUUUGGAAUGGGUUAUUUUGAUUUUAAUUGUUUGGUUGGGUGGAAUCAGAAUCUCAUUCCCAUUUUCAUCCUGCURGAAUCACAUUCCUUCAAUUCUCUACUCCCUUAGGAAUGAAAUUCUAUUCCUUCUGAUUCCAAUUCCCAUUCUCAUUCCUGUCUGAACCAAAACAGAGUGGGAAUGGAUCAUACCGAUUCUGAUUGUGAACCAAACGGACCAUUUUGAWAGUUUAUGGAAAGUAUAAACUAUCCACGUACACUAGAGAAAUGGUGGAAUUUGGGUCAUCAAAUACGAGGCUUAGAUGCUUAAACUAGGCAAAUAUUUAGUGGAAUGCUUUGUUUUAAGAUGGCUUCUCAAAACUCAAAUGAUGUGCUUGUUUGGGAGAGUUUUCGCGCAGCGGCUUGACCAUGACCAUUCAAGACCUUUUUCCAAAGCUUAUAAGCCGGAUAUUACUUAAUAUCCAAAGACUCGACUCGGAGAAGACGAGGAAGAAGUGAUAAAACACUAAUCGGAGAUGUCAAGGGGGAUGAGUUACCCGAGCUCCUCGGCCGGCAUUGGAGCAGCAGGGUUGGGAGGAGGAGUAGGAGGUCGGUCAUGGCCGUCGACCACUUCUGUGUCGGCCUCAGGGAAGAGAAUACAGAAGGAGAUACAAGAAUUCAACAUGGACCCACCUACCGACUGUUCUGCUGGACCCAAAGGUGACAAUCUCUAUCAGUGGAUCUCCACCUUUUCAUUGGUCCUCCAGGCGGGCACACCAUAUCAGGGUGGGAUAUUUUUUCUGGACAUUACAUUUCCACAUGAUUAUCCAUUCAAACCACCCAAGGUAGUAUUCAAAACUAGGAUCUACCACUGCAAUGUUGGUGCUGAAUGAAACUUGACUUUGGGGAUCUUGAAAUAUGGCUGAAGUCCUGCUCUAACCAUCUCAAAGGUGCUACUUGCAAUCAAAUCAAUAUUCAGAAAUCCGGACCCAAAUACACCUCUCGUGUCUGGCAUUACUCGCUUGUACUUGACUGACAGAACUAAACAUGAUGAAAUAGCUGCAGAGUGGACAAUGCGAUUUGCUAGAUAAAGUUUCAUCAAUUUGAUUACAGAGCAUUUAGAAUUGCUGAUGUCAAUGUUAUAAGCAAAAGGAACCAUAACCCAAUAGUAAACCGUGAAUACUAGAWGUAUUUUUUUUGUCUUUUUUGUAAAUCCCAACUUUUCCCAUCUGUUGAUGAUUCAUUGGAUAAUUGUGGGAUGACUCCAUAUAUUUGGUAUGUUUAUGGCCAAAAGUAUUCUUCCUUUGGAUCAUUGGAUGUGAUGAUGAUGAUGAUGUUUAAACAGGAUAUCAAAAUACUCUUUAUCAAUUUGUAUCA
Messenger RNA from Nelumbo nucifera (sacred lotus), 1359 nucleotides. RefSeq names its product constitutive photomorphogenesis protein 10. NCBI's taxonomy places the organism in Eukaryota, Viridiplantae, Streptophyta, Magnoliopsida, Proteales, Nelumbonaceae. The record is from RefSeq and is a predicted model, not a curated record.